This is a messenger RNA of Fusarium sp. VM40, 1443 nucleotides long. The record is from the annotation of a GenBank genome assembly. NCBI's taxonomy places the organism in Eukaryota, Fungi, Ascomycota, Sordariomycetes, Hypocreales, Nectriaceae.
AUGUCGAAGGGUACCAUCACACAAUCAUCCUCGCGAUUGCUAUCCGCAACGCAGGAUGAUCGGCCACAAUCCAAGGAUCUCCAGGAUCUGUUCGCCGCCCUCCUCGCCAGUCUCCUGCCUCUUGUGCCCCAUCGCGUGCGCUUCGUCAAGAUCGAACACACAUUCCUCGCCGACCAAGCAAUCCACAACCUCGGCAAUCUCAAACUGACCCAGUCAAAUCGCAUGGCGGACCCCAGCAACCCGUUAGGCACCGUCGUCUCCACAUCCACAACUACCUUUUCCAUGAACAGGAACACAGCGCGAAACCUGUGCCAGCAAUUCGUUGAUGCCCGAUAUAUCGAGUCCGCAGAUGGAAAGCCCGAUCAGGUGUUCCAGCACGGAGGCGGAGUGUGGCGUCCCACAUCAAAGGGUAUCAUGAUCUUCGACUGGUUCUGCCAAUCCAACGGAUUAUACCAGGAUCAGCUUGAGGAGCUCCAUUGCCUCAUCAGUGGCCCUCUGCUACACUUGGAGAGAGAUAACAAGACAGACACAUGCCAUGUCGACCGUGCCACAACAGAAGUUGUCUUCUGUCGACUCAUAGGUGUCGAUGGCCGAGGAAAGAAGGGUCCUCACGCUGAGGGUGCAGUAGGAAUCAGACUUCAGCCGGAGCGUAAGGUAAACGGCCGCACAUACCAAGAUACAUGUACCGGUUCACAAGUUGCCGAGUGGCUCCGAGACAACACAACUUGUGUAGACUUGAGAGAAGCCGUCAACAUGGCAACACACUUUGUCCACUACAACCUCAUCGAGUCAGUAACAGCAGACAUGGCCUACAUGAACCAGUUCGCCGCCUGCAAGCUCUUCCAACCCACACCCAUCGCCAUCUACCAACUCUCCCAACGGGGCCAAGACCUCGUCGAGACCAGCUCAUCUAGCCGUUGCUCAUCACAGGGCAAGACAGAUUCAUCAUCGGCAAAGGGCGGCGUGAACGAGAGCAACCGACACAAGCUUGAGAAGAUCCUGCUUGACCCUACGUUGCGACUGCUAUUCCGCGAGAACCUCCGAGAGACAUACUGCGAAGAGAGUCUUGCUUUCUACGAGCAAGUCGAGGAGAUUAUCAAAGACUCCAAGGCUAUGCUCGAGACUAUAGAGAAGGACAAGAAGGAAUCCGAUGCUGCGAUAAACGAACUUCUUUCCAAGUCCCACGUUGUCUUCAACACCUUCCUCGCGCCGGGUUCACCGCGAGAAGUCAACGUCAACCAUAAGAUCCGCUCGAGCCUCGCUCAGCGGAUGACCAAGGCUCAAGCCCUUGAUGCUACCAUGGCGGAUACCUUGAGAGAGGUGACGUCGCUAUUGGAGACUGCACAAGAUGCCGUCUUCAAGCUGAUGGCCACCGACUCGGUGCCCAAGUUCCUUAACAACCCGGCGGCGGAGAGCAGACUGGUGCAGGCUGGCGUGCGAUGA